AUGGCCAAUACGUCCAACAAGCGCAUGAGACCAACAGGGUUUUCGGAUAUCACAAGUGACAGGAUCAGCAGCCUCCCCGAUGAGAUUCUCCACCAUAUCCUGUCUCUCAUGACUGCACGAGAAGCGGUGCAGACAUGCGUGCUAUCCACGAGGUGGCGCGAUGUUUGGAUGUCUUUGCGGUGCAUUGAAGUUGAGGCACAGGAAUUCACCAACAAGGAGGGAUUUGUGAUGUUCAUGGACAACCUACUACUGCGCCGUGGUUUGGUCCCUCUAGAUAGCUUUUGCCUCAUGGGCUGGAGCGAUGAUUUUUCCCUCAACCAUCCCAGAGCUAACCUGUGGGUCUGCCAUGCCCUUAGGAGCAAUAAGCUCUUUUCUGGCUGUCCACAGCUGGAAGAACUAUCAUUGGUAGACUGUCGUGUUCCUGCCACCAAGUUCUCCUCUAGGACCCUGAAGAAAUUAACAUUUAUUGCACAUACCCCCUAUGGCGCUGAUGAUGUCCAUACUGAUUUUGAAGACCUUGUAAUAGAUACCCCUAGUCUUGUUUCGCUGCAUCUGGAGGACAUUCCGUUGUUAACUCCUUGCCUUGUGAAUGUCUCAUCUGUUGUCAAGGCUUCAUUUCGCCUGGAUGAAGAGUGUUUCUCGAGUCCUUAUGUAAGCUGCAAUAUUAUCAGUGCCCUGUCAAAUGUUACAAAGUUAAAGUUGUUCUUUGGACUUGACAAUGAAACUGCAAGCAAGGUUCUAAGAAGAGAUCUCUGGAGGUGCCAGGCAUUCAACAACCUGAAAACUUUGUCUGUCAGUGGCUGGUGCGUAGAUGUUGACCUCCGUGCACUGGUCUACUUUCUUCGACGCUCACCUGCCUUAGAGAAACUUACUCUGUGUCUCAGCUUCACUGAAGGGACAACAUGGAGUCCAAGGAAACAAACAUCGUUUAAUUGUGAACAUCUGAAGAAGGUCAAGAUCAGAUGCCCUCAGGGUGACAAAAGGGUGGGCAAUAUUGUGAAUGUCAUACUUGCCAGUGCCUCUGUCCCGGAAUUUGUCAUCAAUCCGUACGAGCGCUGGGAUCCUUUGGAGUAGGCCUCUCUUUGCUCCUUGAUG
Messenger RNA from Aegilops tauschii subsp. strangulata, 1095 nucleotides. NCBI's taxonomy places the organism in Eukaryota, Viridiplantae, Streptophyta, Magnoliopsida, Poales, Poaceae. The record is from RefSeq and is a predicted model, not a curated record.